AUGUGGCGGCUUCAAACUGCCAAAAGACACUGGGCCGCUGCCUUCCCCCAACAAGCGGCGCGCGGCGGCAGCAACAUCGCAGUGCAGCUGCGUCUCCCUGCAGGGGAAAGUGACUCGCCUGGCGAGGAGGGCUCUCCAGUGUCUCAACAGGAGCAGCUAGGAGGGUCGCAACACAUGCAAGUAGCAGCAGCAGCCACGAGCCAUUCGACAGACACAGCUGAAGCUGGAGCAGCAGCCACGAGCCAUUCGACAGACACAGCUGAAGCUGGAGCAGCAGCCACGAGCCAUUCGACAGAUACAGCUGAAGCUAGAGCGGCAGCCACACGCCAUUCGACAGAUACAGCUGAAGCUAGAGCGGCAGCCACACGCCAUUCGACAGAUACAGCUGAAGCCAGAGCGGCAGCCACACGCCUUUCGACAGAUACAGCUGAAGCUGGAGCAGCAGCAGGAGAGAAACCGACGGAGGCUUUAGCUUCCAUGACGGCUGCAGCGGGCAGUGCAAGUGCAGGCGCAUCUGCAGCACUCAGCAGCAACAAGGUCAGCAGCGGCAACAAUAAUCAUCGCUACAAGACGACCAAGCGGCAGAGCGAAACCUCUCCAUUCGCCCUCUCUACUUGGCUUCAAGGCGUGGCAGCAGCAGUGGAUGGGGAGCCUGAGGACGGUGAACUGCCUCCGGACGUUGCGAUGGAAGCCGCUGAUGCCACAGCCGAAGCACCUGCAGAGGUAGCGGCAGAAGUCACGCCGGCAGGAGGAAGUGUGGCGCAUUGUGGGUCUACCUCGGCUGCUUUUGCAGCCGCUGACACACCACGGGUAGCUUCGAAAGCAGACUCCUCCACGACCUCCUUGCUGCAGCUGUUGCACCAUACGUCUCAAUGGCCAUACGCAGCACUGGCAAAUCCCCCGACGUUGACAGCGGCAAGCAGCGAGCAGCGCUGCGGCAGCUCCCUGACGGGAGAGUUCACCAAGCCACCCGGCCUGUUGCUGGAGCCAGACACGCCAGGCAGCAGCCGCAUCCCCGCUGGCAAAUCUGGUGGCAGACUAAGCUUCCGCCUGCAGAAGAGCCCUGUGGAUGCACUGCACCUUCGCCGAUGCAAGCCACAACACCAGCAGCAACACCAGCAACAGCAACAACAACAACAGCAGCAAGCAGACCCUGCAGCAGCUACCACUGCAGGCGCAUCCGCACUGGCCCUAUCAGCUGCUGCACCCGCACCCGCAGCAGCACCCGCAGCAGCAGCAGCAGCAGCAGCAGAACGAAAGCUGCUCGAAAAGCGUAGCAGCAGCAGGAGGAGUAGCGGCGAUAGCAGUAGCAGCAGGAGCAAGAGCAGCAGGAGCGAGAGCGGCCGCGCCGCAGUGAAAGUAGCACCAGCUAUACAAGGAGCCAGAGCAGCAGCAGCAAGUGGCGAUUCUCGAGAUGCCGUCAGCAUCGCCAUGCUAAGCUUCGAGGAAGCCGCCGCGGCUCUAAGAGGGGCCAAAAGACAAACAAAAGAAGAAAGCUCUCAAGGCACCGCAGAAACGGGCAGUGCCCAGGCACACAGUCUCCCAGCAGCGACUACAGCACCAGCAGCAGGAAGAACGCCAGGAAGAAGGACGGACGGGAGGGGCUUCUGCAGCAUCAGCAGCAGCAGGGCAAGCGACGUAUGCACGAAUCCUGGAGCAGUUGCUCUGAUAGCAGGGGAACCAGCAACGGCAGCUCGAGGCGUCUCAGUAGGUGCAGCAGCAGCAGCGCGCUUGAGCAGAUCCUACGAGGAGCCCGUCUCUUCUGAAACUGCCGAUAUUGUGGGGCGUCCAGCAGCCAGUGUCUGCUCAGCAGGCCCCUCUGCGGCUGCGAUGACUGCUGGAGGGACAAACGAUGGCGGCUGUACAGCAAGUCGGCCGCUGGCGAUCCUUUCCGAAGCACCUGUGAAGGCGGAAGAGCCGUCUGCGCCUCCGCCAGUGACAGCCGUUUCUGCGUCGGCAGCCUCCCCCAAGCAACUUGAAAACAGCUGUUGGCUGCCUCUCCUUCCAGCGGCACCGACACAGACUGCAGCGGCGGACGCGUCAACGGAAGUAGAUGAGAUGCUCGCCUACUUUGAUGCGUUGCAGGCUGCCGGACUUGUUCCGAAACACCCGGAGCAGGCAAAUGAAGAAGCCACGGGAGCUGUCGCCGGGGGGUUUAGCAGCAAGUCUGCAUUCAUCGCGGUAGAUACUCUGGAAGGCGUGGCUACCUCGGGUAAGUGGGAGAAGUGUUCAUCGGUGGAAAGUCAAACUGAAUCGAGGGCAGAGGCACCCGCGCUACUCCUACUACAGGCAGCCUCGCAAGCACCUACUGCAAUGCGAGCAGCAGACGGCAGCAGUUCGGAAGCCACGGCCUUAGAGCUUCCCGCUUCGGUUCUGGACGCUGCUGUGCUGGAUGAUGCAACGCCUGCGGGGCCUAAAGCGCACAGAGACACUACACAUGAGGCGGAAGCACUCUCAGCAGGGGACGCUGUCGCUAGAGCCUCCAAACAAGAUGCCAGUACAACCGACGGCAGCAACCAUACCAGUGCUGGCGUCACCAGCUGUAUCGACUACAACGACUGCAUUAGCAAGGGCGCCGGAAGUACCAACAAAACAGAAGACACGCUGCUGCUCUCGGCAUGCCUCGAGGCUCCUGCAGCGAAGCCAACAGGAUUCUUGCGGAUGUUGCGAGGCCUCAAGGAAAGGGUAAACCGCUUUUAA
Messenger RNA from Cyclospora cayetanensis, 2700 nucleotides. Its product is annotated as ice-structuring glycoprotein. NCBI's taxonomy places the organism in Eukaryota, Apicomplexa, Conoidasida, Eucoccidiorida, Eimeriidae. The record is from RefSeq and is a predicted model, not a curated record.